Psammomys obesus (fat sand rat) is the source of this 3923-nucleotide messenger RNA. It is a transcript of the gene Magt1, whose product is annotated as magnesium transporter 1. The transcript has 10 exons. NCBI's taxonomy places the organism in Eukaryota, Metazoa, Chordata, Mammalia, Rodentia, Muridae. The record is from RefSeq and is a predicted model, not a curated record. Bases 138 to 1145 code for a protein of 335 amino acids. Gene Ontology annotation, cellular component: oligosaccharyltransferase complex.
UGACGUAAUCUGAGGGGUCGUCCGGCACGGCUGAGCCAAUGUGGAGCGGCAAGGGCUCGGUUCCCCUGUUCUCAUGCCCCACCCUCGGACCUUACUGAAAGAAAGUUUCGCCCCGCCAGCAAGGGAUCCGAGUGAACAUGGCCUCGCCGAGGUGGUUCUGGUGCGUGUGUGCAACCGCGGCGGUGGCACUGCUGCUGGUUUCCAAGGUUCCUUCGGCCUCUGCCCAAAGAAAGAAGGAGAUGGUGUUAUCUGAGAAGGUUAGUCAGCUGAUGGAAUGGACCAACAAAAGACCUGUAAUAAGAAUGAAUGGAGACAAGUUCCGGCGCCUUGUUAAAGCUCCACCAAGAAAUUACUCUGUUAUUGUCAUGUUUACUGCUCUCCAACUCCACAGACAGUGUGUAGUUUGCAAGCAAGCUGAUGAAGAAUUCCAGAUUCUGGCAAACUCUUGGAGAUACUCAAGUGCAUUUACCAACAGGAUAUUUUUUGCCAUGGUGGAUUUUGAUGAAGGUUCUGAUGUAUUUCAAAUGCUAAACAUGAAUUCAGCUCCAACUUUCAUCAACUUUCCUCCAAAAGGAAAACCCAAAAGGGCUGAUACAUAUGAGUUGCAGGUGCGAGGGUUUUCAGCGGAACAGAUUGCCCGGUGGAUCGCAGACAGAACUGAUGUCAACAUCAGAGUAAUUAGACCUCCAAAUUAUGCUGGACCCCUAAUGUUGGGAUUGCUUCUGGCUGUUAUUGGUGGACUUGUGUAUCUGCGAAGAAGCAAUAUGGAAUUCCUCUUUAAUAAAACUGGGUGGGCUUUUGCAGCUUUGUGUUUUGUACUUGCCAUGACAUCCGGUCAAAUGUGGAACCAUAUAAGAGGACCACCAUAUGCUCAUAAGAAUCCCCAUACAGGACAUGUGAAUUAUAUCCAUGGAAGCAGCCAGGCCCAGUUUGUAGCUGAAACCCACAUUGUUCUUCUGUUCAAUGGAGGGGUUACCUUAGGCAUGGUGCUUUUAUGUGAAGCUGCUACCUCUGACCUGGAUAUUGGAAAGAGAAGGAUGAUGUGUGUAGCUGGAAUUGGACUUGUUGUGUUAUUCUUCAGUUGGAUGCUCUCUAUCUUUCGAUCAAAAUACCAUGGCUAUCCAUACAGCUUUCUGAUGAGUUAAAGAAGGUUCCAGAAAACAUAGACACUGUGGUAAUGGAAACUGAAAAAUAAGAGAUGUGUGGUAUUUGAAGAAUGCAACUCGUGUAUUUUAUAUUACCUCUUUUUUGUUUCAAGUAAUUUAAAUAGUUAAUCAUUUAACCAAAGAUGUGUAGUGCCUUAACAAGCAAUUGUAAGAUCAUGAAGUAUUUGGAAUUAUUCUCCUCUUAACCGUCCCUUCCCAAUAAACUUAUGAAACAGGUUGAUUUUUGUAGAAUUAAGUACUUUACAAAAAUUUAAAACUACUACUUCAUUUUACUUAGAGAAAAUUCAAAAAUACUUUAGUUAACUUUUGGUCUUCUGAUUUUAUCUUAUCUAAGGUUGGUUGGGGAUGGAAGGUUCUGGGCAGGAAUUUCCAACUCUGCCUAUUACAAAUAACUGCAUCUGGAAGCCAUCAGUAGUUUCCCUUCUUUGUGGAGAUAUAUGUGCUUUACAAAUCUCUCCUUUGGGGCCAAGGUAUCAUAUGCACUAUGAUAUGCUGAAAAUGGACCAUGUAGCCUUUUAAAGACACAUCUGUCUUCCUGUAUAUUUCCUACAGAAAUCAGAGCUACAUAUGCCCCAUACACAUUAAGAAGUACCUCUAAACUAAAGACUGUGCUUUCUGCUUGAGUGUGCUAUAACUACCAUGUGCAUGGAAAAGUUUUUGAUUGACUGUUUCUAGUUCUAUUUAAAAUGGCCUUUCUCUAAUAAUCAUAAUUUGUUGCUAAAAAUCAAUAUAACUUACAAACUGGUCUCUAAUGUUUGCCUAACUUAGACAUUGUCACUGAUCUCAUUUUUACCUAACAAAAAAAAUGAACUGAGUUGUGAUCAUGGAAAGGACUAUCUUAGAAUGAGAAAAGAAAAUCAUGAAAUAUUAAUUUGUUGCCUAUGUAUUGAAACGAAAUGUUUUGCCAGGCUUGUGGCAGACACAGGCUGAUCUCUGUGAGUUUGUGACCAGCCUGGGCUACAUAGUGAGACCCUGUCUCCAAUAAGAAGGGGAAAGAGGAGGAAGAGGAAGGAAAGGAGGAAGAACAAUGAAAUGUUUUCAAGCUGAGGCUAUGACUCAGCAGUAGAGUGCAUAGGGUGAGUGACACUCUGGGUUCAACCCUCAGUGUCACAGAAAAAAAGAAAUAUUUCUUGAAAACUGGUCUGUAUAUUACUUUCUUCAUUUGUUUGUUUUAAAGGAAUAUUCCUUGAAACAUGGUCUUUUUUUUUUAACACAUGUUCCCUGAAACAUGUGCUAUUUUUAAAAUAAGUAUUUCUUGAAACCUGGUCUAGCUUUUGUUUUUAUUUGUGUAUUAAUUUUCUAAAAGGAAUGUUUCUUGAAACUUGCUAUCUUUUUUUGCCUUUUUGAGACAUACGUGUGAUUGGUCUUGAUUGGUCUUGAGCUCCCUUAUGGAUACCUGUCCUUCCUCUAACUCACAUUGGUCCUCAUGUCUCAGCUUCUCAAGUACUGGGAUUACAGGUGUGAAUCCCAUUAACCAUAGUCUGCUUUUUGCUAUCAUUUUAGCUUUUAUUAUCCCAUAAUUUAAAGAUACAAAGAAAAGCGUUCAGCACCUGCCUCUGCUCUUAGCUACCCUGGUGGCUGAAGUAGUAUCCAUGAAGCCCAAGAAUUUGAAACACAGUCUGGCAUCAUAUCAACACCUCAUUUCAAAAAUAUGUCAGGAAAUAAAACCAUGAAGGGAUUUUAAUUUUGUCUUUUUUCUAUGAUUAUUUAAAUAAUGGUUAUAAUAUGUCUAACUCUGGCUUCCAUCAUAGUUAUAAAGAGUAACCAGAAAUGCCACAGUUAUCAAAGUGUGAGGUUGGAAUGUACCUCAUUGACAGCAUACUUGGCUAGCAUUUGUAAGGCCAUGAAUUCCGUCCCCAGUAUCACAAAAACAGGAGAAUUUUAACUGUGAAAAAUAUCAAGAAUAUUAGAAAUAUCACAUUUCAAAGAUACAGUUUAUAUUGUGCUCGCCUAGCAUACAUGAAGCCAUGGGUUGUAUCCAGAAGAUCACCUAAGCCAGGCAUGGUGGUAUAGGCAGUAUGCUCAGAGACAGGAAGGUCAGAAGUUCAAGCUCAUCUUUGGGUAGAUGGUGAAUUGAAGGCCAGCGUGAGCUACAUAAGACCCAUCCCAAAGACGAAAAAAAAAGAAAAAGAUACUGUCACUGGUUCCUGCUAUUAAUGAUGGACUAGCCCUUCCAUGUCUUGUAUAAUAGAGGUGGGGAAGGGGGUGGACAUAAUUGGCCCAGAAGAAAUGUUGCUUGUUUUUUCUUGUUGUUAUUACUAAUUUGAUGAGUAGGAGGAUACAGUAGAUCAUUCCUUGUAAAUUGAGUGAUUCCUUAUCUGCUGUUCUUGUAGUUGUCUCUGCCAAAUGAAUUUAUGCUGUGAUGCUUAGGAAGCUCCUGUGAAGACUUGUGAAGUUGAACUGGGCAGCACUCCUGCUGUGUACCCUCUAUAGCUCUCAGUGUCUCCCAUGGUCAGUGUUUUGUCUGUUUCCUCUGUUAAGAGCAACAUUCUUCAGUAUAGAGAAAGGCAUGUUGUCGCUAAAAUCUGUGGAAAGCAGAUUUUCUCCCCUUAACAUAGUGUUACUUUUGUAGAAAUUUUAAAUUUAGCUUUUAUCUGAAGUGCCUUAAAUAGAUUCUUAAUUUACAUUUCUAGUACUGGUUUAAAUAUAAUUCAUUAUGUAUUUUUAAUAUACUGUUCAAAAAGGAUACAUUAUUGUAGCAAAGAUAACCAAAUGUCUGGCUUACUGCUUCCUGACAAUAAACUUUUACAAUCUAAA